UGAAAUUAUAUUAUAAUGUAAAAAUAUUAAGAGUAAUAUGCUAAAUAAUCUGAAGAAAUCCUAGGAUUAUUUCUGGAUAUGGCAGAGGAAGGAGAACAACCGAAAAUUAUGAAUAAAUUGAAAAAAACUUUAAAAAAAGCAUAAAAGAAUGUAAAAUAUUGUAUUUGAUAAUAAGUUGGAUAGAAUGGAAUAAGAAAGCAUAUCUGGAGAGUAAAGGUUAUAAGUUUGGUAAUAGCAAAAUGAUGUUCAUAGAACUAUGAUGGAGAUUUAAGGAUAAAGUUCAGAUUCUGAUGAUGAUGAAGAAGAGUUUGUAUACAAUGGAUCUAAAUUCAAUCUAAUCAAUAUGAUUGUAUUACUUAUAACUAUUGUUCUUAUCAGUUAAUAUCCAUGA
Molecule: messenger RNA, 391 nt
Organism: Paramecium sonneborni
Lineage: Eukaryota; Ciliophora; Oligohymenophorea; Peniculida; Parameciidae
Source: the annotation of a GenBank genome assembly